ACUUUCCACUAAGACGUUCUUGAUAGGCAUUCCAUCCUGCUUGUUUGUAACGUUGGGCUUCGACCACGGGGUCCCGACCAGCUCCAUAAAUUCCACGGCCAACAAUGAUAAUAUCGCUGCCACAAUUCACUAUAACUUCAUGAGGUGUACGAUAUUGUUGACCCAAACCAUCGCCCUUUACAUCCAAUCCAAUACCAGGAGACAUUGUAAUAAAGUCAUGCUGAAGGUUGGGGAAACGACGACCAGCAAUGAAGCCGAUGCAAAAAUCAUUAUGCUUUUCUGCCCAUUCUAAAGUGGUUUGAGUGUAGGAUCCAGUGGCCAAGCUCCCCUUGGAAGACAUUUCUGCCAAGAGGAGCAAACCGCGACCAAGAGGUAAGCCAACUUCUUUCAAACCCUGAACAAUGCCUUCUCCAGGAACGGUAUGACAGUUGGUAAUGUGAGCCCAAGAAGCAAUUUUGUAAACACCAGAAGAGUACUGAAGUUUGACUGUAUUUCCAAUAUCGGCAAAUUUACGGUCUUCAAAGAUAUAGAAUCGAUGUUUCUCAGAAAGAGCAGUUAAUUGUUGAAUAAAAUCUUGGUCAAAAUCUUCAAUGACAUCCACAUGGGUCUUGAUGACACAUACAAAAGGACCAAUUUUAUCUACGAGAGCAAGGAUGUCAGCCUUAUUUGUCAAGUCGACGGCAACGGACAAAUUCGUCUGUUUUUCCUCCAUUAAAGCAAGUAAUGCCUUUGCAAGCGGGUUCUUUAACCCAUUUGCUCUUUGUGAAAACUUAUGAUUGAGUCUAGCGUCCAUUUUGCAUACGUCUUCAAAAAUGUGUUCUCUUUGGGGUAGCUGGAAUUAUCAAAUCGUACACAAGAUUGGAAGCAAAGGAAGAAAAUGAAUUCAUAGAAAAGGAGGAAAAAAAAUCAAAUCUUUAAGGUGAAAAAUACAAAAAAGGAAACGUCUACUGAAGAUUUGGUAGACUGGGUUACUGUUCAAUAGAAAAUCUCAUUUUAACAUACUACUAUUCUAUGGAAGGACAAAUUUUCCAUCUACAGUAAAAAAACGAAAAAUAAGGCAUGUAUCUUUACGUUUAAAUCCAUCCUCCCACGGAUGAAGGAAGGGAGAUGCUGAAUAAAGAUAGAAAACAUUCGACAUGCCAAGCAACCCAGCUGUCUUGUAAAAAGCAGAUUAUACACACAUGCUUCCGACAAGAAAGCGGAUACGAUGUUAUGUCGAGUUUCCUUUCGCUUUUCGACAAGGGUGGAUGGGACGACAAUCAUUUUGUCUCAGCAAGAACUGGGCGUUUGUCUCCUCAAUCCAUGUGUCGUACAAGAAGGAAGCCAUAUAGAGGAAGAUUUAAUAAAGCGUCUUUUGUUUUUAUAUUUGUUUAAUCAGCAACGGUAUGCGAUUUUUGGUGCUGCUCAACACGGGAAAGUAAAUCCAAAUAAGAACCGGAAGUUUCUAACCCAUUUCUUUCACAAUACAAAAUCAAUUGACGCUUGGACCAGGAUUUUAAAUGAGGUGGUCUUGUGGAGGGGGAAAAAGCAACGACAAGAGAAGACACGGCUAUGAUACCAGCAAAGGUAAGCGUCAAUGCCUUGGAAACUUUCAUGAUGCAGAGUAAAAGAUCCAUAAACAACAAAGAAAUGACAAGAACAGGAAGGACUCUAGAGAAAAUCAGAAAUUCCAAAACAAUCCGUUUUCUUUUGGUAGUUGGAUGAUAUUAGCUUACAAAAGGAAAUCACAUAUAAAAGAAAUAAAAAUAUGGAAUUAGUGGCUAUCCUAUUUGACUUCAAUUAAACUCGUUACAUGGAAACAUACAUGCUCUGUGUGAAUGAGUAAUGUGUGUGUGUCGCCUUUAAUGGGGAGUGACAAAAGAAAGGCGAAAGGCUUGUGUGAAGGACAAGUAUAACACUUUCAACGUUUUUCAACAUCUUGUUCAAUUGAAUGGCAUAAAUUAAAAAAAAUAACUUAAAAGCAAAGAGAAAUAAGCAGGAUCUGAUGGUUUGGUCCUUUUACAAGAAACGGCUCUCGUGGAUACAAACUAUGCUGUAACCCAACUUGAUUAAACCCAAAUGGAUCUUUUCUGCUAAAUAACCCCAUCUCCUCUUACGAAAUCAAAGACAAAGCAAUAAACCAACACCACUAACAGUGAAAAUGGAUUUCUAAACAGUAUCAUAUUACGAUUACCUUACACGACGAUCUAUCAUAUUAAUCGGAAACACUAAGACAAUUUUCAUUCAUUACAUCUAUUCGUCAUCAAUACAUCAUGACAUGACACGGUGUUACCAUGCAUCAACGAGAGCAUCUAGUUUCGUUCCUGAAUGUAUUGUUCAUGCUCUUUUUCUUUGUAAAUUCUGUUGUUUACGUUUUGAUUUAGAGAGACUUGAGGACAUUGUCAGCAGAAGUGACACCAACGUUAGUGACCUCAUCUUCAACAAAAGAUUUGGUAACCUUGCCAUCCUCAACAACGGCGGCAUAACGCUUAGAGCGAAGAGGUCCUAAAAGGCCGCUGGCGUCAAAGGUAGCAUCGAAAGCCUUGGUGAAUUGACCGUUCCAGUCAGCGAGGAAGUGAACCUUGCUUUGUUCACCGCCUUCAAAAGACUUCUUCCAGGCAGCAGUGCAGAAAACGUCAUUGACAGCAACAAUGUAAAUACCGGCCACGCCCUUAGCUUCAAAGGCCUUUUCGUUGGCGACGUAGCCAGGGACAUGAGAAGAGCAAGGAGGAGUGAAAGCGCCGGGGACACCGACAACGAUAAUCUUGCCUUGGCUAGGCAAUUCAACGUUUUGGUUGGGCUUGUCUUCCCAGAGAGUAACUUUAGGUAAAGAAAAUCCGACAGCGACCAUUAUUUAUAAUUCAAAAAAGUUCAAAUAUGUUUAUUGUGUUGAUUAAACAUAGCUAGUCGUCUGCUUAUAUACCUUUUAAGACUUCAAAAGAUAUUCUUGACGUUUCUUUUCUGUGACGUAAAAUCGCAUCAACGAACGAGUUAGGAAAAUGCCGUGCUUGUUCUCUGCUCUUCUUCCUCCAUUGCUCAUGCCUUUCACCAAUCGAUGAUGCAUGGGCUGCUUUUCCACUAGAUUCAUUCAAAAUUUUUCACCAAGUAUUGAUCUGAUAGGGUGACGGAGAUUCGGUGGUUUCAAGGAAAUAACGCAUCCGUUUUUGAGGACGGUAAAAGGAAUCACGACGUUAGUUCCACUCGCGUUGAGAUUACAUUCAAGGAACAAAUAUAUUUUCUUAUAUCGUUGAAAGAAAAACAAAGACCGAACCCUUGCAUAACGUAAAUAAACAAAGGUUUACUGAUGAGGACAGAGGGAUUCCACUCCCUUGGAAACAUGUCAACUAGAGCAAAAAUCUAGAUGGUAAAGGAUAAAAUUGUAAAGGAAAAGACUUUUCCAAUUCGCUGAAUUUUUUUGCGUCCAAGCGAAUAUGUCAUUUUAUGAUUAUAUCAACGAAGCAGACGAAGCAAUGAAAAGUAGAUGAAGAUGGAUGGUUGAAAGACUCCAAGCUCUAAAAUUUGUUGUACAGACAUUGAAUUCAAAUUAGAAAACUUUACAAUUUGACAUUAGGAACCCCACUUAUAAGUUUCUAUUAUUUUCCUGUUUCCUACCUACUACUGAAACAAGGGACGUAGAAAAAUGAAAAGUUAUCUAGUGUCAGUUAGGAACUGGCUAUUUUGGUUGUUUUCACUCUGUUUCUUGCUUACAGUGAGCAAUGCCCAAUUAUCUAUCAUUGUCAAGGACCCUAACAAAAAGAGUUUCAUACGAGAGUAAUCUGUGAAAAGGUGAACGUGCAAAUGCACCCUUUGUAUGCCAAUUUUUUUUAUUGGGGUGAUGAUAAACUGUCGCCAUAAGUUUAUUUAAUGUAAAGAACCGGGAAUGUACUUUAAGUCCCUUAGAAAGCAUGGAAAAUCUUUUUUCUUAUUAUUUACACUCUGAGACAGAUGAACUUAUAACUUCGGUUUACUUCCCAUCGGAUAAGCGAGAAGAGUGGACGGGUCCAUUCGAGUGCAACAGAAGUUCUGUUAUUAACGAUAUAGUGUCGACGUCGACGGGUAACGUUAGUUCUUACAGAAUAAACGAUUCGGGCUUUUAUUGUGUGGCAACGAGGUCAUUGACAAGCUUGGAUUCAAACAUUGAUAUUCAUUUUUCGAAGUAUAAAUAUGAAUUUCAAAGAAUAGAAGACCCAAAGACGAACAAGAACUAUACCCCACUGGUUACUACUGUUAUUUCUCUGCUAUCAGCUGGUUACUGGAUCUACGCACUCUCGUCCCAACCUGAGAAAGUACUACCUAUUCAAUAUGGAUUAUUGCUGCUCAUUAUUAGCACGGCUAUUAAUCCCUCAUUGUUUUCUUCGGAAAGUUGGAGAUUAGAGCUUUAUCGUUUUCUUCAAAUCAGCUUUCGCAUGUUUGUGCAUCGUUUGCUCCUUUUUCUUGCCUCUUUUGGUUUUGGGGUUUGGCGACCUGUUCAACCCAAAUUCAUUAUCAGUGUCGGUACUGGAUUGGUUUUCCCAUUUCUCUUUCGCAUAUUUCUUAGACUAUAUAUGUUAGAAGGUCGUGAUUAUUAUCAUUAUGAACCUCUGCUAUUAGUUGAUCAAUGGUUAAAUGAGUCUGCUUCCAGAAUAAUCUGGUUAUUCGUCAUUCUUUUGCUGUAUAAAGAAAGGAUCCAAACGAAUUUUAAGUCUGAAUACUCUGCGAAAGUUUGUAACCGUUCACUGACUUACUGCAUUAGUAUCUUCUCCAUUGUCCCUCUCCUUUUUGAUUUUAAUGGUUUAAUCAUUGAUAUGCUUCCGUUUUAUGAAUAUGUUAGCAAAGGCAGUCUAGUGCAGUGGCUGAUUCGCUAUUUUAUUGAAGUCAUCAUUCCUUGUUAUAUUUGGAACCCCUUCCAAAAUGAGUAUGUUGUUUACCGAGAAAGCGUGGAACUUUGAAGUGAACCAGCGAUAUUUUGCUUUUGAUCAUCACAAUCCUUCUUUUUUCCAAAUUUACACAUAAUUAAUAAUUUUGCUAAUAUACUUACCUCACGCAGACUAAUUUCAAUGAUAGUUCAGUAUUAUUUGUCUCUACUAAACUACAAAAACCGUCAACUUACAUAUUUUUUAAG
Molecule: messenger RNA, 5080 nt
Organism: Schizosaccharomyces cryophilus OY26
Lineage: Eukaryota; Fungi; Ascomycota; Schizosaccharomycetes; Schizosaccharomycetales; Schizosaccharomycetaceae
Exons: 1
Coding region: 3885-4907 (340 amino acids)
Source: RefSeq, a predicted model, not a curated record